AUGACAGGACCACUCGAGACGACAGACCUCAGUUCAGAGUCUUGGUUAGCGACUCGCGAGCAAGAGCUCUUAGCGGUACUGGAACAGCUCCAAAAGAAACUUGAUGCUUUGCGGCGAUCGCAGCACUUUGGGCGUCACCCUCGGUUAUGGAAAGAACGCGUCGCGUCGAUGCUGGCAUCGCCAGAGCGGAAUACUUUGUUCCGCUCCAGCUCCGAGGGAAUAGAGAACACCACCGAGGGCGGCCUCGAAACAAAGCUGUACCCGAUCCAACGAAUCAUUUUCGUGUCGCUGCACCUGCCUUCAAAAGCUGAAGUCGACCUCAAUCGAGCACUAUCCGUCACAGCGCGGGUUACAAGCGCCAUUUUGACGGUGCUGGCGAGCGAUCCAGAGGUGCCAGUCGUCUGGGUGGGUCUCGAGCCGCCCACCGGGGACGCACCACCCGAGACGCCGGGCGCCGGCACACUCACGAGCUAUGCUUUGACAGAUGCUUUGCAAUUGACCGGAAGAGUGACGCAUUCGCCACAACUCGCUCGAACGUUUGUAUGCGUGCCCAUGGAGCCCGCACUAGCCAGUGCCUUUGUAGCUUUUGCCGAAGAGCAGCUAUGGUCACUUCUACACUAUGAUUUUGCGGGCCUCUUCUGCGGAGAUCUCUCUAUUCAAGAUGGGUGGCGAGCGUACUGUACGGCAAACGCGCUCUUUGCCGAUACCAUCAGGGGCCUCGAUAUCGGUCCGGGUGAUCUUCUCUGGAUACACGACUAUCCACUGAUGAUGCUGCCGGGGCUGGUGCGCCGUCACCUCCCCCAUGCACGUAUCGGUUUCUAUCUGCAUACCUGUUUCCCGUCGACGGAGAUCUUUCGUAUUUUCCCGUAUCGGCGUGAGAUGCUUGAGUCGCUGCUCCAGAGCAACCUGAUUGGCUUCCAGGCGUUUGGGUAUGCGCGGCACCUGGUGACCGCCUCGACGCGAUUGCUUGGAGUCGAAGGCACCUACGAAAAAAUCGUCAUCGAACAGCGACCUGCGCAUGCCUGUUUUCUGAGCAUCUAUCCUUUGGGAGCUGGAGUCCGUAUGGUGAACACCAUCCUCGAGAGUCGUGCAGCUCGCCGUCGCAUUGCCGAGUUAAAGGAACGUUUCCAGGGUCGGCGAAUUAUUGUGGGUCUGGAGCGGCUUGAUGAUCGUUUCGGGGGCAUCGACUUGAAGCUUGCCGCAUUUGAAGAAUUCCUAGCACGGAAUCCUCUCAUGCGUAACCAGUGCGUUCUCGUGCAGGUUGCCGUGCUCGAGGCGCACGGUCAUCGUGGUAAGGGGCGCUCGGCCUUGCCCGCUGAACGCAACAGCAUCGACCCCAGUGUGUUUGCCACGAGUGUUUCGACGUCGAAGCGUCUUCGACAUGGAGCGCAGGCCCCGAGCACCCGCUCUGGGUUCGGUGCUGGUGGCGAUCAUCAUCGACCAAUUCUGUCGCAGGGGAACGGACAAUUCAAAGCGAACCGCUCCCGCACAAGCACGGGCCUUGUUGCCGACGAGGACGGCCGCCGGCAACUCAUCCGCACGGUUUGCUCCCUGGUUGGGCGCAUCAACGCAGUGUACGGCUCUCUGGACGCAUCGCCAGUGCAUUUCGUGAACUACGAGCCGAGUUAUGAGGAGCUUCUCGCACUGUUCGCAGUCGCCGAUGUAUGUCUGGUAUCCUCAGUGCGUUCGGUGAUGACCCCAGUCGCCUACGAGUGGACACUGUGCCAACACGGGCGCGGCGAGGGUCCGCUCGUUCUUAGCGAGUUCAGCGGUGCGAAUCGAACCUUUCCCUCGGCGAUGCUGGUCAAUCCGUAUGACAUUGAGGGCGUGGCGUUCGCACUCCAAGAGGCACUUAGCCUGGACGCCCGCGAACGCAAAGUCCGGCAUGAGAUCGCGUACCAGUAUGUGAUGCAGAAUACCGUCAAGACGUGGUUCGAUAACUUUGUGGAGGAUCUGCAAGUUGCCGCCGCCACGGAUCACCAGCAUGCGAACGACCCAGUGCCGCUAUCUGUGUCCGAGUCGCAGGUUGCCGGGUCGCUGGCGGCAGCCCGCCUGCCGUCUCCGGAAGCUUCCUCAGCGGACAUGCACCCGGAGGCUGUGCUGUGCUCGGGUGCGGCAGGAGAGCGUGCAGAGAUUGCGGUGGUCGCACGGCUCCUUGAGCUGAGCCAAAAGAAAAGGCUUUUUAUCCUCCAGCACGACGGAGCGUUGAUGCCGUUCCAGGCUAUCGCGGAGCUGGCGGGGCCGCAUCCGAACGUGCUUCGCAUCGUCAGUGUCUUGGCAACGGACCCGCGCAAUGUCGUGUAUCUGUGUAGUGGCCGUACGCGAAGGAUUGUAACCGAAUGGUAUCAGCCGUAUGCCCACAAAUUUGGUUUCAUUUGUGAGUUUGGAUUGUUUCUGCGUGCGCCUGGAGCAAACAACAUCUGGACGGUGAAUGCCGAAGGCGAACUGUCCGAUCCCGACGAAUGGAAACCGCUGAUGCUGCCGCUGAUGCGGACGUUUGCGGAUCGAACACCUGGAGCGAUUGUCGAGGAAGCUGAACACACACUCGUUUGGCACUAUCGGGACGCGGAUCCGGAUUUCGGCAAGUGGCAAGCGCUCGAGCUCAUGGAGGAAUUGGGACGUAUUCUGCGCUCGCCCCAGAACAAUGGACUCUCUCUGGAGGUCGUCCACUAUGAAGCUGUCCAUGCAACGGGCGGCAAAUGGGUCCGGGUUGGACCACGGGGGGUGCGCAAGGCCCGCACAGUCGAGCGGCUUCUCUCGGAGCUAUCCCUGCGUGAGUUCGAUUUUGUGCUGGCGUGCGGCGAGGAUCGCCACGACGACGAGAUGUUCGAGACGCUCCAGCACCGCACGAGCAUGUCGAGCGUUCUGGUACGUAUCGGCCGCUCAUCCAGUGGACGUUCGCGAGCUGCGAACCUGCAGCUAGACUCGUGCCGCGAGUGGCUCGAUGCACUCCAGCAGAUCGUUCUCGGAACGCCAGGUAACGCGCCGCUGGUGUCGACUGCAGCGCUUUCGCCACGUCGCCAGGAGUCACUACCGCAGUUUGCGAGCGCUGAGCCAGUCCAGUCAGGCGAAGCGACGGAUCCGAACGUCGCAUCAUCCGCGGAUACCCUGGUGUACCGGAGGAGUGUUUCGGAACCGCGAAUCGGGUCUGCGGAAUCAGAGCCGUCUACGAGCACCGCAGUCACAGCAUUGCUGGCCGUAGCGUCGAGCGCGAGCGGAGCUGCCGGGCCGAAGCGACCGCCGUCGCUGCCCCGGAUUCAGGAAUACGAGACCCAGAGCGAAACCGAGUCAUCCUGA
Molecule: messenger RNA, 3297 nt
Organism: Cyanidioschyzon merolae strain 10D
Lineage: Eukaryota; Rhodophyta; Bangiophyceae; Cyanidiales; Cyanidiaceae
Product: trehalose-phosphatase
Exons: 1
Coding region: 1-3297 (1098 amino acids)
Biological process (GO): trehalose biosynthetic process
Cellular component (GO): cytosol
Molecular function (GO): catalytic activity
Source: RefSeq, a predicted model, not a curated record